Messenger RNA from Chaetura pelagica (chimney swift), 571 nucleotides. RefSeq names its product adaptor-related protein complex 3, sigma 2 subunit (gene AP3S2). Gene Ontology annotation, cellular component: intracellular membrane-bounded organelle; AP-3 adaptor complex; membrane coat. Gene Ontology annotation, biological process: intracellular protein transport; Golgi to vacuole transport. The record is from RefSeq and is a predicted model, not a curated record. The coding region runs from base 1 to 540 and encodes 179 amino acids. Lineage: Eukaryota; Metazoa; Chordata; Aves; Apodiformes; Apodidae. The transcript has 6 exons.
AUGCUCAUCAAGUUCCACAUGAACUUUCCACAAGAGCUCCAGCAGCAGAUCAUCCGCGAGACUUUCCACCUGGUGCUCAAGCGGGAUGACCACAUCUGCAACUUCCUGGAGUGCGGCAGCCUCUUCGGUGGCUCUGACUACAAGCUGAUCUAUCGCCACUACGCCACGCUGUACUUUGUCUUCUGCGUGGACUCCUCGGAGAGCGAGCUGGGCAUCCUGGACCUCAUCCAGGUGUUUGUGGAGACGCUGGACAAGUGCUUCGAGAAUGUGUGUGAGCUGGACCUCAUCUUCCACAUGGACAAGGUUCACCACAUCUUGCAGGAGGUGGUGAUAGGUGGCAUGGUGCUGGAGACCAACAUGAAUGAGAUUGUGGCGCAGGUGGAGGCCCAGAGCAAGCUGGAGAAGGCAGAGGGAGGCCUCUCUGCUGCUCCCUCCCGCGCUGUGUCAGCUGUGAAGAACAUCAACCUGCCAGAGAUCCCUCGCAACAUCAACAUUGGAGACAUCAACAUCAAAGUGCCCAACCUGUCACAGUUCAUGUGAGCCUGGGGGGAGGCUGGGGAGCGGAGCUGGG